AGAGGCUAGGGGACCCAGCCCUCACGGUUGGUGGAUCGUGCCCGGCAUAGUGGCCAGGCUCCGGGGCUUACCCAGGGGACCAGGACAGGCUCCUGGUGUCGCCCACCGCUGGCACUGAGCAGUGGGCGCCUUUGGGUGCUGCGGUCCUUCCUUCAGGUUUCAGUGGGAAUGGACGGACAGAUCUGGAGUUGAAAAUUCUUUUCACAACUCAUGUUCAACUGUUUGUGUUGCCAAAAUGCUCUUAAUGAGGUCAGUUUUCUUCCUCUUUUUUUAAAAACUGAUCGUUGUGAGAGUGAAACAGGUUUUACAGAAUGUUUAACACCUCCGUCUUCCCUGAAGUAAUUUUGCUGUUUCAAGUUUUGGGAUUCAGUAUUACAAAGCCUUCCUCUUGAGCAAGGCCUAGUACAGUUCUUAAAGGUCCCUAGCAUGUUAAUUCGAGGUGUUUUGAGCGUGCAUGUACAGGAAGUGCAGCCGUUUGGCCGUUGAGUUAGUCCUCCAUCCAGCCUUGUUAGAAAAGCUUUCGCUGAAUUUUUUAUUUAGUGGAGUGGUCAUGUUCUAAUGCUGCAGUACUUUGGGGAGUAUUCCAUUAUACUUGGCAGUUAUUCACGAAAUACUGAACUUGUGAUAAGGUUUUGUUUUGGUGCUCAGCAUUUCUAAAUGAAUAAGUGGGACUGUGAAUAAGAAAGAUCACCUCACUUUCUGUUUUUAGAGUUAUUGUGGUCAUUUGAUAACUCCUUUCUGUCUUUGUGAAAGUAAUUACUGUAAGCUGGAGUGGCGGUAGUAGGGGUAGGAAGGAGGUCAGUAGAGUGGUUCCCACGUCUCAUUCAAAGUAUCUGGUAGAUCCAAGUGGGGUAGGGUAGUUAACAGUAGCUUUUUUUUUUUUAUUUUUUAUUUUUUGAGACGGAGUUUCGCUCUUGUUGCCCAGGUUGGAGUGCAAUGGCAUGAUCUCAGCUCACCACAGCCUCUGCCUCCUGGGUUCAAAUGAUUCUGCUGCCUCAGCCUCCUGAGGGGAUUACAGGCAUGCGCCAUCACGCCCGGCUAAUUUUAUAUUUUUAGUAGAGACAUUUUUUACAUGUUGGUCAGGCUGGUCUUGAACUCCCGACCUCAGGUGAUCUGACCGCCUAGGCCUCCCAAAGCGCUGGGAUUACAGGCACCACCGCGCCCGGCCAACAGUAGUAGCUUUUGAGAAGUGACUCUUCAAACAAGGUAUCUCGAAACAAUGUAAUACAACUUAGUUUGCUUUCUCUUCAAAAUAUUGUUUCUAAUUAUAGAUCUUAUCCGGAGUAUUUCUCCCCUAAUUUAGAAUAGGAAAGUGGUAUCAGAAAGUGCAUAAUAACUUUAAUUUGUACAGUUAUAUUUGCAUAGUUGUUUGCUUGGCAAGAAGAGAUCGGGCCCAGCAUGUAACCCAAAAGAAUAUUGUUUCUGUUUUGAAAGAUCCCUGAUAGAAACUUAUGUUAGUUUGUAUAAGAGGGUACAAGGAAAAAUGCAGAUUAUUUAGAGUACAGGAAUUACUAUGUAGAAAGUACUGUGACCAGGUGAAGAGGACUUAAAGAUACAGAAGGCAAUGUUCCUGCCUUCAGGGUAGUUGAACCUUAUCUCUUACUUUAACUGUCAACAAGUACAAGAUUGUUUUGAUUGAAGAACAUAUGCGGGUACAGUGGAUGUACAAAGGAGAUAGUGGUCAAUUUCUUAAAGUGAAGAAAAGAGCUGAAGAAGAGGGAAACUGUAAGGAAAAACUAUGUAGAAGGUGAUGAAAAUCAGGAGUGUACAGGCAUAGAAAGAAUGGGCAUUUAGGUAGAAGGAGCAGUGUGAGAAAAAGCAUGGGAGUCUAAAAUUACAGAGUAGCAGCUGCAAAAAUAGCAAGUAUAAUACAGGGUGGUGGCAAGACCUGAAACUGGGGAGAUAGGCAGAGAACAAAUUAUGGAUCUUGCAGACCAUCAAAAUAAUUACAAUUUUAUUUUAUAAGCAAAUAGGAGUCAUUGAGAGGACAAAGAAGAGACCUAAGCCAGCUCACCCCAUUUUUAACCCUCUGCUAUAGGUCAGGCACUGUAUUAGACACCAUCGCUCAGUUUUAUUGGUUUUGUUGUAUUAGCCUCUGAAGUAGGCAAUUAUUGGUGUGAACAUACAUUUUAAAAAACAUCUGGAGUCGAGUGCAAGAGUGUAAGAGUGUCAACUCAGUGCAAGUACUGUUGGUGAGCAUUAUGUCCUGAGGAUGAAAUCGGAGGACCAACAGGCCCAGGAGGCUUCACAGCGAACACCACAUGCCUCACACCCAAAAGGACAGCAGACCACGCUUCAGAACGGAACCGCCUUCUCCAUAUAUGGAGUUUUGCUAUGUUGCCCAGGCUGGUCUUAAACUUUGAGCUCAGGCAGUCCACCCCUCUCGGCCUCCCAAAGUGCUGGGAUUACAGGUGUGAGCCACCGUGUCCUGCCAAGAUUUUUAUUUUAGAAAGAUCAUUCUGGAAUUGUAGAGUAAGGAUUUCAGAAGGGAUGGAGAGAAGGUGUAAUGGAUAGGUAACAGAGAAGAGCUCGUCCCUUCCUAGUCAGGGCAUCAGCAUGACUGAGUGCUUCCUGCCCCCCACCAGCAGCCCCAGUGAACACCGCAGGGUGGAGCAUGGCAGCGGGCUUACCCGGACCCCCAGCUCUGAAGAGAUCAGCCCUACUAAGUUUCCUGGAUUGUACCGCACUGGCGAGCCCUCGCCUCCCCAUGACACCCUCCAUGAGCCUCCUGAUGUAGUGUCUGAUGAUGAGAAAGACCAUGGGAAGAAAAAAGGGAAAUUUAAGAAAAAGGAAAAGAGGACUGAAGGCUAUGCAGCCUUUCAGGAAGAUAGCUCUGGAGAUGAGGCAGAAAGUCCUUCUAAAAUGAAGAGGUCCAAGGGAAUCCAUGUUUUCAAGAAGCCCAGCUUUUCUAAAAAGAAGGAAAAGGAUUUUAAAAUAAAAGAGAAACCCAAAGAAGAAAAGCAUAAAGAAGAAAAGCACAAAGAAGAAAAACAUAAAGAGAAGAAGUCGAAAGACUUGACAGCAGCUGAUGUUGUUAAACAGUGGAAGGAAAAGAAGAAAAAGAAAAAGCCAAUUCAGGAGCCAGAGGUGCCUCAGAUUGAUGUUCCAAAUCUCAAACCCAUUUUUGGAAUUCCUUUGGCUGAUGCAGUAGAGAGGACCAUGAUGUAUGAUGGCAUUCGGCUGCCAGCCGUUUUCCGUGAAUGUAUAGAUUACGUAGAGAAGUAUGGCAUGAAGUGUGAAGGCAUCUACAGAGUAUCAGGAAUUAAAUCAAAGGUGGAUGAGCUAAAAGCAGCCUAUGACCGGGAGGAGUCUACAAACUUGGAAGACUAUGAGCCUAACACUGUAGCCAGUUUGCUGAAGCAGUAUUUGCGAGACCUUCCAGAGAAUUUGCUUACCAAAGAGCUUAUGCCCAGAUUUGAAGAGGCUUGUGGGAGGACCACGGAGGCUGAGAAAGUGCAGGAAUUCCAGCGUUUACUCAAAGAACUGCCAGAAUGUAACUAUCUUCUGAUUUCUUGGCUCAUUGUGCACAUGGACCAUGUCAUCGCAAAGGAACUGGAAACAAAAAUGAAUAUACAGAACAUUUCUAUAGUGCUCAGCCCAACUGUGCAGAUCAGCAAUCGAGUCCUGUAUGUGUUUUUCACACAUGUGCAAGAACUCUUUGGAAAUGUGGUACUAAAGCAAGUGAUGAAACCUCUGCGAUGGUCUAACAUGGCCACGAUGCCCACGCUGCCAGAGACCCAGGCGGGCAUCAAGGAGGAGAUCAGGAGACAGGAGUUUCUUUUGAAUUGUUUACAUCGAGAUCUGCAGGGUGGAAUAAAGGAUUUGUCUAAAGAAGAAAGAUUAUGGGAAGUACAAAGAAUUUUGACAGCCCUCAAAAGAAAACUGAGAGAAGCUAAAAGACAGGAGUGUGAAACCAAGAUUGCACAAGAGAUAGCCAGUCUUUCAAAAGAGGAUGUUUCCAAAGAAGAGAUGAAUGAAAAUGAAGAAGUUAUAAAUAUUCUCCUUGCUCAGGAGAAUGAGAUCCUGACUGAACAGGAGGAGCUCCUGGCCAUGGAGCAGUUUCUGCGCCGGCAGAUUGCCUCAGAAAAAGAAGAGAUUGAACGCCUCAGAGCUGAGAUUGCUGAAAUUCAGAGUCGCCAGCAGCACGGCCGAAGUGAGACUGAGGAGUACUCCUCCGAGAGCGAGAGCGAGAGUGAGGAUGAGGAGGAGCUGCAGAUCAUUCUGGAAGACUUACAGAGACAGAAUGAAGAGCUGGAAAUAAAGAACAAUCAUUUGAAUCAAGCAAUUCAUGAGGAGCGCGAGGCCAUCAUCGAGCUGCGCGUGCAGCUGCGGCUGCUCCAGAUGCAGCGAGCCAAGGCCGAGCAGCAGGCGCAGGAGGAUGAGGAGCCUGAGUGGCGCGGGGGUGCCGUCCAGCCGCCCAGAGACGGCGUCCUCGAGCCAAAAGCAGCUAAAGAGCAGCCAAAGGCAGGCAAGGAGCCGGCAAAGCCAUCGCCCAGCAGGGAUAGGAAGGAGACGUCCAUCUGAGCAGCCUGCGCGGCCGUCUGGAGUCCGCGAGACUGAAAGGACCCGUGCAUCUUACUGUAACCCGGGGGCCAGGCCGGCUCUCUCCCUGUACAUUCUGUAAAGGUGUCUUCUCUUCUCAGACUCUUCCUCUGUCACACGUCUGACUCCUUCGUGUCAGGCUCAGGUUCCAUGGGAGGAUGAAGCAGUGGACACAUUGUGGGCUUUAGGGACAGAUGAGUUUUCCAGAUAGCGUCAGCUUAUUUGAAGAUUAAUUUUCUUUGUUAACUUAAAAUAACUAUUUUAACCCUUGAGUGGCUUCUUUUUAAACCAAAAAUCGUCUUUCUUUGCUUUUUUAUCACAGCAGAAUCAGGAUGUCUUUCUCAUUCAAGGGGGGAACCACACCAGGUCAGCGCUGCGCCUGCUGUGGCCGCCGCAAGCCACGCCCUCCGGGAUCUCUGGUACCGUCACUCUUGCUUGUGCCUUCCACACCUUCUCGGUGCAGAUCCCUAUGGGGGAGCUGCCUCACGUUCUCUGACUGGUCAGAGCAGCGCCUGGUGGGUGUUCCCUGGCCCACUCUCCUCUCUCCUUCUGCAGUUCUAAACCACAGUCCAUAAGCCUGAGUCACCAGGACGGCCUAUCUGGCCACAGACAGGGGCUGCCUGUGGAGCCUGCCCAACCACCCCAGGCAGCGCAGGCCAGCGGGGAGGAGGCCGCCCGUUCCUGCCAGUCCUCACUGCGGGGACCAGCAAAGGCCUUCUCACUGGGUUGGUCAAAGGUAGUCACCUUGGCCUGGUGCAUCCACAGAGGAUGUUGUUCAAACCAGAAAUCUUUUAAACGACUGACCUUCCUUAAAAACAGAAUGACUCCGAUUGCUUGCUUGGGCUAGAAUGUACAUGUCUCCUUGCCUGAAUAAGCCAUAUAUAUGCUCUUAAACAAAAGUUUGAAAUUAUCCAUAUCAUCUCAGUGAACCUACUGGUGGACUCCCAAUUGACAAGAUUGAGCAAUAGAAAAAAAUUCCUUUCCUUUGAAUGAUAGCUGUGAUUCAUUCACCCCACCCCAUUUUCUUGUUUCUGGUCCAUCCGAUGCUCUGAUGCUCUGAGGCUUCUGGGAGGCUGGGCCCUGGAGGCAGCGUGCUGCAGGCGCACUCUGUCAGAGUGAACAGCACCGUGAGACAGGCCAGGCCUGUGGCUCGGAAGACAAACCCCACACACACUCAAGGGGUCGAAAACAAACCCCACACGAGGGCUCUCUCCUCCUCCUCCUAGGUAGUAUUUAUUUUCAGCACCUGUUUGAUGCAGUUUUUAAUCCUCUCUACCUAUUGCACUGUUGUGACUCGUUGGCCAUUAUUUGAUUUUUGUACGAAAAAAAGCUUUGUUAUAGAAAUCAGCAUACUAUUUUUUUAAAUCUGGAGAGAAGAUAUUCUGGUGACUGAAAGUAUGGUCGGGUGUCAGAUAUAAAUGUGCAAAUGCCUUCUUGCUGUCCUGUCGGUCUCAGUACAUUCACUUUAUAGCUGCUGGCAAUAUCGAAGGUUCCUUUUUUGUUUGUGUAAACUCUAAUUUCUAUCAAGGUGUCAUGGAUUUUUAAAAUUAGUAUUUCAUUACAAAUGUCUCAGCAUUGGUUAACUAAUUUUUGCCAGGACCAUUAUUGAUCAAGCAAAUAAAUUCAACAGCCAUUUGGGAAAAAGAAAA
This is a messenger RNA of Pongo pygmaeus (Bornean orangutan), 6191 nucleotides long. RefSeq names its product ralA binding protein 1 (gene RALBP1). Lineage: Eukaryota; Metazoa; Chordata; Mammalia; Primates; Hominidae. The record is from RefSeq and is a predicted model, not a curated record. Bases 2557 to 4524 code for a protein of 655 amino acids. Gene Ontology annotation, molecular function: small GTPase binding; GTPase activator activity. The transcript has 12 exons. Gene Ontology annotation, cellular component: membrane. Gene Ontology annotation, biological process: small GTPase-mediated signal transduction; positive regulation of GTPase activity; endocytosis.